CCGCCCUUUUAUUUAGCAAUUAGCCAGCAACUACCCCCCCCGUGAUUUUAUACUAGCUUUUGCGAUAAUCGACGCCAUUGCUGAGGCCCACGAAGGAUUUGAAAGACCUAAAACAGCUUUGCCGCCCUGGAUACAGAGGUUCCGGCGCCUUCUUCCUUGGUGGCUUUCCAAGAUCGGAUCCGGAGGCACCUGCGUCAUUCGUCCUCGAUUCUCUCCCUCUUCGGUGGCUUCUACCUCUGGUUCAGAUCCUCGGAGCUCCCAGCCUCACCAGACCGUGAGGCUGCCUGAGAGUCCGGCCCAUUCAACAUCACCACCACCAUCACCACCUUCCACCUAGUAGGAAGACCACUUAGUGCAGGAUGUCUCUGGGGGGCUCUCCUGUGACGGUGGUCCGGCUCCCCGGGGGUCAUUUCCAGGUGCAGGGGGUGAUCCAGUCGUCGGUCAUCCAGUCCCCACAGGUGCAGACUGUUCAGGGCCAGGGAUCAGACAGUGACGACUCCCAGGACUCCUCAGACAGUGGAGCCUCCGCCCAGAAGACCAGAGAGAUACUGGCCAGACGGCCCUCCUACAGAAAGAUCCUCAAUGAGCUGUCUGCUGAGGAGGUGGCGUCACGGAACGAGGGAGAGGAUGACAACCCUGCUUCCUCUGGCAUGACCACAGUGACAGUGCCCAACACCCAGACAAUCUACCAGACCAGCAGCGGCCAGUACAUUACCAUCGCCCCUAACGGCACCAUUCAACUGGCCAACCCGGGGUCAGAGAGCCUUCAGGGCUCACAGACUCUCACCAUGACCAACUCAGGCCAACAGCAGGGCACCACCAUCCUACAUUAUGCCCAGACGCCCGACGGACAACAGCUACUCGUGCCCAGCAACCAGGUGGUCGUACAGAGUGCAGGAGGAGAGAUGCAGACGUACCAGAUCCGCACAGCGCCCACAGCGCAACAGACUGUGGUCAUGACUUCCCCUGUAGGAAUGUCUGAGCAGAAGACUGGCGACCCCACCAUGAAGAGAGAGAUCCGACUCGCUAAGAACAGGGAAGCGGCCCGUGAGUGUCGCAGGAAGAAGAAGGAAUACGUCAAGUGUCUGGAGAACCGUGUGGCCGUGCUGGAGAACCAGAACAAGACUCUCAUUGAGGAACUCAAGACGUUAAAGGACCUGUACCAUGUCAAAACAGGAUAACCAGGAGGACAAGAAGAGAAGCCGGCCAGCAAGCAAGACUUUUACCGUCAGCGACCGGCUUUGUUCUGCCACAUGGACAACGCGAGGUUAACCGGGAACACCUUUAAUUUCAGACCUGAAAUCAUCCUCCUCAGUUUGUGUUUUAUACUGUUUGUUUUAACAAACACGGUGGCCAUGGCAAGUGUUCCAUAUAAAAGACAAUGAAAAGAGUGUGAAAGAGAGGUUGUCUGUUUUUAAUCAGAACUCUUUUUAUUGAGCUAACAGAUUGGAUAACUAAUGCUUAAAUGUUUAUUCGUGUAUAUUUUGUGAGCACAUGGAAGGUGUGAAUUGUGAGCAUAAUCAUUGACAAUCAAUUUCCAAUUGUGUCCCCCUUUACCAGAAUCCGCUCCUUUCUUUUCCUUUAUUAUUUUUAAUUUUUUUAAGUGUAGCAGUGGGCUCAAUCUGCUGUUUUUAACAUCAAACAAUUAUCAGCUGAAUUUUUAUUGUUUGAUGACCUCAUAGUGUGAUUCAUGUGUCUUAUGUGAACCAGCUAUUUUCACCCCACCCCCUUUCCCCCAUGAGGAAAUGUUACAAGUCUCAUUCCUUACCCUUUUAAGUGGUAUUCGAUAAGAUUGUCUUAGAUUGUGUAAGGCUGAAUUAGCUGUUACUAUCAGGGAGAACACACAAUGUCAGGGUAAUAUUUAUUUAAUAUUUCUGGGGGGGUGCAAAUCAAAUGAAAAGAGGGAAAGCAAUGUCACUCAUUCUGUAAAUGGAAUUAAAUAUUUUUCCAAAUGUU
Molecule: messenger RNA, 1956 nt
Organism: Oncorhynchus tshawytscha (Chinook salmon)
Lineage: Eukaryota; Metazoa; Chordata; Actinopteri; Salmoniformes; Salmonidae
Product: cyclic AMP-dependent transcription factor ATF-1
Exons: 8
Coding region: 360-1181 (273 amino acids)
Biological process (GO): regulation of transcription by RNA polymerase II
Cellular component (GO): nucleus; ATF4-CREB1 transcription factor complex
Molecular function (GO): RNA polymerase II cis-regulatory region sequence-specific DNA binding; DNA-binding transcription factor activity, RNA polymerase II-specific; protein binding
Source: RefSeq, a predicted model, not a curated record